This is a messenger RNA of Hyaena hyaena (striped hyena), 2607 nucleotides long. RefSeq names its product DENN domain containing 1B (gene DENND1B). Bases 165 to 2507 code for a protein of 780 amino acids. Gene Ontology annotation, biological process: endocytosis; T cell receptor signaling pathway; endocytic recycling. Gene Ontology annotation, molecular function: phosphatidylinositol phosphate binding; guanyl-nucleotide exchange factor activity. Lineage: Eukaryota; Metazoa; Chordata; Mammalia; Carnivora; Hyaenidae. The transcript has 23 exons. Gene Ontology annotation, cellular component: cytosol; intracellular membrane-bounded organelle; nuclear speck. The record is from RefSeq and is a predicted model, not a curated record.
GCGCCGCCGACAUGGGCCCGCCGCCGCCGCCGCCGCUGUGAGUUGCCUCCUUCCCCGCUGGGCGGCCGGCGUGCGCGGGGGCGGCGCGACCCUCCGAGCGCGGGGCAGUGGGCUUCCAGGCCGGCGCGGGGGCGGGACGGACGGCCCCACACCGACAUGUAACCAUGGACUGCAGGACCAAGGAAAAUCCAGAGAGGACCUUUGACUUGGUAUUGAACGUGAAGUGUCAUGCCUCUGAAAAUGAAGAUCCGGUGGUAUUGUGGAAAUUCCCAGAGGACUUUGGCGACCAGGAAGUACUACAGAGUGUGCCCAAGUUCUGUUUCCCCUUUGACAUUGAAAGAGUAUCUCAGAAUCAAGUUGGACAGCACUUUACCUUUGUACUGACAGACAUUGAAAGUAAACAGAGAUUUGGAUUCUGCAGACUCACAUCAGGAGGCAAAAUAUGCUUGUGCAUCCUUAGUUACCUGCCAUGGUUUGAAGUAUAUUACAAGCUUCUAAAUACUCUGGCAGAUUACUUGGCUAAGGAACUGGAGAAUGAUUUGAAUGAAACUCUCAAAUCACUGUAUAACCACCCAGUACCAAAGGCAAACACUCCUGUCAGUUUGAGUGUGAACCAAGAGAUAUUUAUUGCCAGUGAGCAAGUUCUGAAAGAUCAGCCCUUCCUAGUACCGCAUUCCUACUUCAUUGCCCCAGAUAUAAGUCGACUCCCAACAAUUCCUGAGAGUAGAAAUCUUACAGAAUAUUUUGUUGCCGUGGAUGUGAAUAAUAUGCUGCAACUGUACGCCAGCAUGUUACAUGAGAGGCGCGUCAUUAUUACCUCUAGCAAAUUAAGCACUUUAACUGCCUGUCUCCAUGGAUCAGUUGCCCUGCUAUACCCAAUGUACUGGCAGCACAUAUACAUCCCUGUGCUCCCGCCGCACCUGCUGGACUACUGCUGUGCUCCAAUGCCAUACCUGAUUGGAAUACACUCCAGCCUUGUAGAGAGACUGAAAAAUAAAUCAUUGGAGGAUGUGGUUAUGUUAAAUGUUGACACAAACACUUUAGAAUCACCAUUUAAUGACUUGAACAACCUUCCGAGUGAUGUGGUCUCGGCCCUGAAAAAUAAACUGAAGAAGCAGUCUACAGCUACAGGGGAUGGAGUAGCUAGGGCCUUUCUUAGGGCACAGGCUGCUUUGUUUGGAUCCUACAGAGAUGCACUGAGAUACAAACCUGGGGAGCCCAUCACUUUCUGUGAGGAGAGUUUUGUAAAGCACCGCUCAAGUCUGAUGAAACAGUUCUUGGAAACUGCAGUUAACCUCCAACUUUUCAAGCAGUUUAUUGAUGGUCGACUGGCAAAAUUAAAUGCAGGAAGGGGUUUCUCUGAUGUAUUUGAAGAGGAAAUCACUUCAGGUGGCUUUUGUGGAGGGAACCCGAGGUCAUAUCAACAAUGGGUGCAUACAGUCAAGAAAGGAGGUGCAUUGUUUAAUACAGCAAUGACCAAAGCGACUCCAGCUGUACGGACGGCAUAUAAAUUUGCAAAAAAUCAUGCUAAGCAGGGAAUAAAAGAAGUCAAGAGUAAGCUAAAACAUAAGGAAAAUGAAGAAGAUUAUGGAACCUGUUCUGGUUCUGUACAAUAUACACCAGUUUACACAUUACACAAUGAAAAGGGAGGAAAUGUAGAAAAGCGUAAGCUUUCCCAGGCACGCUCAAAAAGACCUCUUAAGAGCUUUGAUGGUGCUCUGUAUGAUGACGACCAUGACGAGAGAGCAAGCAAGUUAUCCUCUGAAGAUGGAGAAGAGGCUUCUGCUUAUUUCUAUGAAAGUGAUGACUCCUUUGAAGCAAAAGUAAAGACUCCUUACUCAGGUGAAAUGGACCUACUAGGAGAGAUCUUAGAUACACUGAGUACACACAGCUCUGACCAAGGAAAGCUGGCAGCAGCGAAGAGCUUGGAUUUCUUCAGAUCAAUGGAUGACAUUGAUUACAAGCCUACGAAUAAAUCCAAUGCACCUAGUGAGAAUAAUCUGGCCCUACUUUGCAGUGGUUCUGGUGACCAAGUAGAGUGGCAUCUUGGGCAAGAUGAUAGCGCCCUUCAUGGCAAACACCUUCCUCCAUCUCCCCGGAAGCGAGUUUCCUCUAGCGGUCUGACCGAUUCUCUGUUUAUCCUGAAAGAGGAAAACAACGAAAAAUACAUCAGUGUUGACAAUGUGAGGGGGCCCGUGGUCAUGGAAAAGCCAGCUUCUGCUUCCGAACUAGAUUUCCAGCUAGCUUCACCUGAAGUUUCCCAAAAUGAAAAAUGUAAAACAGAAAAGAAGGAAACACUAAGCCAGAUUUCAGAUGAUCUGCUUAUACCCGGGCUUGGGCGACAUUCAUCUACUUUCGUUCCUUGGGAGAAAGAAGGGAAAGACGCCAAAGAGACUUCAGAAGAUAGUGGACUGCUUCAUGAAGUAGUGUCCUUAUGUCACAUAACAUCUGCCUUCCAGCAAGACUUAAACAUUUCAGAGGAAGACACAAGUGGAAAGCCAGCUUAAAUCAACAGUUAGCAGUCACUCACUUCCGUCUAAGCUUCUGUGGAGACAUUUUAGGAUUCCGUGUAAUCUCUAUAGUAAACAAUUAUAUGUAGGAAUGAUA